CCCUCCUCCCCUUGAAGAUGGAGAAGAUGGUGGUGGGGUGCUUGCUGAUGCUUGGGCAGCUCCUCCUUGUCCUCCCAGUUGGAGCCAGAGAGCGUCCCCAAGCCAAGUUCACCUCCAGAGGCCGUCAUGUCCAGAUGCAUCCGCAGACUGCACUGCUGGAGAGUUCCUGUGAGAAUAAGCGAGCAGAUCUGGUGUUCAUCAUUGACAGCUCCCGAAGUGUCAACACCCAUGACUAUGCGAAGGUCAAGGAGUUCAUUCUGGAUAUUCUGCAGUUCUUGGAUAUUGGUCCUGAUGUUACCCGAGUAGGUCUGCUCCAAUAUGGCAGCACGGUCAAGAAUGAAUUCUCCCUGAAGACCUUUAAAAGGAAGUCUGAGGUGGAGAGGGCUGUCAAGAGAAUGAGGCAUCUAUCCACUGGCACCAUGACAGGGCUGGCCAUCCAAUAUGCCCUCAACAUUGCCUUCUCAGAAGCAGAGGGGGCCCGGCCCUUGCGAGAGAAUGUGCCACGGGUCAUAAUGAUUGUGACUGAUGGGAGGCCUCAGGACUCAGUGGCUGAGGUGGCCUCCAAGGCCCGGAACACAGGCAUCCUGAUCUUUGCCAUCGGUGUGGGUCAGGUGGACCUGAAUACCCUAAAGGCCAUUGGGAGUGAGCCCCACAAGGACCAUGUCUUCCUGGUGGCCAAUUUCAGCCAGAUUGAGUCCUUGACCUCAGUGUUCCAGAACAAAUUGUGCACUGUCCACAUGUGCAGCGUCUCAGAACACAACUGUGCCCACUUCUGCAUCAACACGCCUGGCUCGUACAUCUGCAAGUGCAAGCAAGGGUACAUUCUCAACACGGAUCAGAAGACUUGCAGAAUCCAGGAUCUGUGUGCCACAGAGGACCAUGGCUGUGAGCAGCUGUGCGUGAACAUGCUGGGUUCCUUCGUCUGCCAGUGCUACAGUGGCUAUACCCUGGCCGAGGACGGGAAGCGAUGUACAGCUGUUGACUACUGCGCCUCAGAAAAUCAUGGAUGUGAACACGAGUGUGUAAAUGCUGAAAGUUCCUACCUGUGCCGGUGCCACGAGGGAUUUGCUCUUAACACAGAUAAGAAAACAUGCUCAAAGAUUGACUACUGUGCCUCCUCUGAUCACGGAUGUCAGCAUGAGUGCGUCAAUGCCCAGACGUCCGCUUUCUGCCGCUGCCUGAAAGGCUUCAUGCUAAACCCAGACAGGAAAACCUGCCGAAGGAUCAACUACUGUGCACUGAACAAACCAGGCUGUGAGCAUGAGUGUGUGAACACAGAGGAGGGUCACUACUGCCGCUGCCGUAAGGGCUACACUCUGGACCCCAAUGGCAAGACCUGCAGCCGGGUGGACCACUGUGCACAGCAGGACCAUGGCUGUGAGCAGCUGUGUCUGAACACGGAAGAGUCUUUUGUCUGCCAGUGCUCGGAAGGCUUCCUUAUUAAUGAUGACCUCAAGACCUGCUCCAGGGCAGAUUACUGCUUGCUGAGCAACCAUGGUUGUGAAUACUCCUGUGUCAACACAGACAGGUCCUUUGCCUGCCAAUGUCCUGAGGGCCAUGUGCUCCGAAGCGAUGGGAAGACCUGUGCAAAACUGGACUCGUGUGCUUUGGGGGACCAUGGCUGUGAACAUUCAUGUGUAAGCAGUGCAGAUUCAUUUGUGUGUCAGUGCUUUGAGGGAUACAUCCUUCGUGAGGAUGGGAAGACCUGCAGAAGGAAAGAUGUCUGCCAGGCUGUAGACCAUGGCUGUGAGCACCUUUGUGUGAACAAUGGCGAGUCAUACAUCUGCAAGUGCCUGGAGGGAUUCAGGCUGGCUGAGGAUGGGAAGCGCUGCAGGAGGAAGGAUGUCUGCAAGUCAACCGAGCAUGGCUGUGAGCAUACCUGUGUGAACAAUGGGAAUUCCUAUCUGUGCAGGUGCUCAGAGGGCUUUGUCCUAGCUGAGGAUGGAAGGCGCUGCAAGCGAUGUACUGAAGGCCCAAUUGACCUAGUCUUUGUGAUUGAUGGAUCCAAGAGCCUUGGAGAAGAGAAUUUUGAGAUUGUGAAGCAUUUUGUCACUGGGAUCAUAGAUUCCUUGGCAGUUUCCCCCAAAGCUGCUCGUGUGGGGCUGCUGCAGUAUUCCACACAGGUCCGCACAGAGUUUACUCUGAAGGGCUUCAGCUCAGCCAAGGACAUGAAGAAAGCCGUGGCCCACAUGAAAUACAUGGGCAAAGGCUCUAUGACUGGGCUAGCCCUCAAACACAUGUUUGAGAGAAGUUUUACUCAAGUAGAAGGGGCCAGGCCCCUCUCCACACGGGUGCCCAGAGUAGCCAUUGUGUUCACCGACGGACGGGCUCAGGAUGAUGUCUCCGAAUGGGCCAGCAAAGCCAAGGCCAAUGGUAUCACUAUGUAUGCUGUUGGGGUAGGAAAAGCCAUUGAGGAAGAACUACAGGAGAUUGCCUCUGAGCCCACUGACAAGCAUCUCUUCUACGCAGAAGACUUCAGCACGAUGGGUGAAAUCAGUGAGAAGCUGAAGCAAGGCAUCUGUGAAGCUCUAGAAGACUCUGAUGGAAGACAGGACUCACCAGCCGGGGAUCUGCCAAGGCAGGUCCACCAGUCAACAGAAUCUGAGCCAGUCACUAUAAGUAUCAGAGACCUACUUUCCUGUUCUAAUUUUGCAGUGCAACAUAGGUACCUGUUUGAAGACAAUCUUCCACGGUCUACACAAAAACUUUUCCACUCAACGAAAUCCUCAGGAAACCCUUUGGAAGAAAACCAGGACCAAUGCAAAUGUGAAAACCUCAUACUGUUCCAGAAUCUUGCAAAUGAAGAAGUAAGAAAACUAACCCAACGCUUAGAAGAAAUGACUCAAAGAAUGGAAGCUUUGGAAAAUCGCCUAAGAUACAGAUGAAGACUAGAAGUGCUUUUAUGUAUAUUUGUACACCAUCAUAAAAAGGAUUUUGACAAAGGUAGUGGAGCCUGAAAGCUCACACCAUAAGUAGAUCUAUAAGCUGUAAAGCAAAAUACAACCAGUACAGAAGACACUGGAUUGCUUGACUGCUGGACAAGAGAAAAUGGAGACAUUGAGGUGUCUAAAUUCAAUGGGGGUGGGGGAAGGAAUCCCCAAUUCUGAGUUUCUCAUGAGAAUAAAUAAGCUGUGCAGUGUUCCAUGAUGGGCUGUGGACAUGACUUCUGCCUCAACACUGAAACUGUUCAUUUGACAACUCAAGUAUCUGAUUCAGCAGAAAACUGACUCCACAAAUUGCUAAUUUUUUUUUGUACUGGAAUUUACCUUGAUGUGUAUAUGGACAUGUGCCAUAAGGACCUAUGUUCUGUAAUAAAUUGAAUUUCUACACAAUAUUAAAAUUCACCACUCCAGAAGAGUGUUGAGUCAACUUCCUAGUUUAACUUUGAGAAGGGCUCAUGCUAUUUGCUGGUUGUGACUCAGGCUGCCUCAAACCCCCAAUCCUCCUGUGGCCACCUUCAGAGAACUGGGAACCAGGCCCAUGCCACCAAGCAUGACUCACUGUAAGUAUAAACUCUGUAUACAUGAAAAAAGCCAAUAUAUAUAAUCAUGGAAAAGCAAGUUUACAUCUUGUGUAUUUUUUCAUUUUUUAAAAAAACUCAUCAGCUCA
Molecule: messenger RNA, 3609 nt
Organism: Grammomys surdaster
Lineage: Eukaryota; Metazoa; Chordata; Mammalia; Rodentia; Muridae
Gene: Matn2
Product: matrilin 2
Exons: 18
Coding region: 18-2885 (955 amino acids)
Molecular function (GO): calcium ion binding
Source: RefSeq, a predicted model, not a curated record